AUGAAGAUAUCUGCACAAAUAGUGCUCGUUGUUUUAUUUUUCAAAUUCGGUAAUUCUUCUACAUCUAAAGAUAUAGAAAAUGCCUCCGUUCUUCUACAGCAAACGAUUUCGUCCCUCGAAGCGACGUUGGAAUUCUUCGAAAAGGAACAUCGCAAUCUUAACUUAGAUGCAGUUCUUGGCACUCGGAUAGCGGACGGUAUCCUGAAGGUUCUCCUGCACCAUAUCGACUAUGAUCAGGACGCCUGGCCUUUAAGCAGCGCCACCAUCGACCACAUCCGGCGUCUGCAGGUCAGGGCCAGCGACGUCAGCGACAAGGCGAUCCCUUUCAUUGCGAUCUCCGACCCGCCGUACUACCAAGCGUUAGGAAAGAUUAUUCAACGGGACUUUUGGACGCUGGACUUUGCCAGUAGAGACUUCACGAAGAAGGAUUUCUACGCCGCCUGGUUACCGAAUGGAGAAGAGGCAAUGGACGAAAAGCAGUCUGAUAGUUGCAUAGGGGAGUUAUUAGGUACCGGUCCCAAUACCAAGGCUAAAUGCCAUAUCUCGGCCAACUGUUGGGAGUUGAUGACGAAGCCUGGAUACAGUGGAUACUCUCUGACGCAUCAGACGUUCUACCUUGAGAUUGCUUACCAGAUGGGCUGCGGCGAGGAGAUGAACCAACAGCGGGUGCUGCUAAACCAGCCGCCACCGUCCGAUCUGGUGAACCAGUUCUGUGCGGCGACCUUCAUUGAGGCUAAGGAGAUAGAGAGGGAGGGUUUUACGGGCUGGAAAAGUGACCUCUUUAUGGAACAAGCGGUGCUGUGUGGUCUGGUAGGGUAUCGUUGGUUUUUCUCCGAGGACUGGUUACAACGAAUCUUCAGCUGGCAAGAUCCAGACACCGGCUGUUUUAAGGGAAUUCCAAUUGAACUUCUCACGAGAGGAACAAACUCUGCGGACGUCAAGCAUCGCAUAAAGCGGGAGGAGAAGACAUUGGGGAACGGAUGUCUCUGUCACACGACCGCCGUCGCCACCGGUGCGCUGGCCGCUUACGUGCGCUACAUUGCCGAGUACCAGCAGAUGCUGUUCCAGAGGGAUCAACUAGCGACAUAAUUUGGACAUAAAUUUAGCCGAUAUUUGAUAUUACAUCAAUAAAAUCCAACCGUUUGGAAACUACGAAAUAAACUAGCAUGAAUAUGUUGUUCCAAAUAGGACAAUAACUUGAUAAUUAUGUUAUAUAGUUAAUAAAUAAAUGUUCAACACUGACUAGCACGUUGUGUUCAAAAUUGAACACUUGAUGGAAUAAUUAUAAUAAACAUUUAACUGGAAUUUAAUUUACCAUGGCAUCGGUUAUUAAACAGAAUGUGUUGUUCUAAAUAGAAACACCCUAUGCCAGUUAUUAACAUAAGUAAAACUAAUAAUUCUUAAAAAAAAACAGAAC
Messenger RNA from Dreissena polymorpha, 1417 nucleotides. RefSeq names its product UPF0764 protein C16orf89 homolog. The transcript is spliced from 7 exons. Lineage: Eukaryota; Metazoa; Mollusca; Bivalvia; Myida; Dreissenidae. Bases 1 to 1089 code for a protein of 362 amino acids. The record is from RefSeq and is a predicted model, not a curated record. Gene Ontology annotation, cellular component: membrane; cytosol.